This is a messenger RNA of Microthlaspi erraticum, 609 nucleotides long. NCBI's taxonomy places the organism in Eukaryota, Viridiplantae, Streptophyta, Magnoliopsida, Brassicales, Brassicaceae. The record is from the annotation of a GenBank genome assembly.
AUGGCCGAAGAGGAACCUAAGAAGGUGACGGAGACGGUGUCGGAACCAGCUCCAUCACCGGACGCUCCGGCAGAGAAGCCUGUUGCUGCGGUAGAUGUUGCUCCACAAGAGAAGCCUGUGGCUCCUCCUCCAGUUCUUCCAUCUCCGGCGCCGGCUGAGGAGAAACUAGAGGACUCCAAGGCUUUAGUUCCCAUCGUCGCAAAAGAAGCAGAGGAAGGGAAGAAAGAAGGUUCAGUUAAUAGAGAUGCUGUGUUGGCUAGAGUUGAGACAGAGAAGAGGAUGUCACUUAUCAAAGCUUGGGAAGAGGCUGAGAAAUGCAAAGUGGAGAACAAAGCAGAGAAGAAGCUUUCUUCAAUUGGGUCAUGGGAGAACAACAAGAAAGCAGCUGUCGAAGCUGAGCUCAAGGAAAUAGAGGAGCAAUUGGAGAAAAAGAAGGCAGAGUAUGUGGAGCGGAUGAAGAACAAAAUAGCUCAAAUUCACAAGCAAGCAGAAGAGAAAAGAGCGAUGAUCGAAGCUAGACGUGGAGAAGAGAUUCUCAAAGCCGAGGAAUUAGCUGCCAAGUACCGUGCCACUGGAACUGCUCCUAAAAAGCUAUUUGGAUUCAUGUGA